AUGACUCGUUUUGUUGAAAGUUUCAUAUUCGAUAAUAAUGAUGGUUUCUUCUCAAAUAUCAUUUCAUCAUCCGAUGAAGAUCAACAAAAUGAACGUGACAUAUCAAUAAAGAAAAAACUUUUAACUUCUUCUUCUACUUCAACAUUACUCGAUCGUAUUAAUAAACUUCGUAUAAAUACGAAUAUAACUUCUGACACGUAUUCAUAUGAUCAAACUUCAGAAAUUUAUGAUAAACGUAUGGCAAUUAUACAAAAAAUGCAACAAACUAAUGAUACGAUUGUUGAAAUGAAUGAAAAAAAACAAAAAUUCCUUAAAAAAUCACCAGUAAAAAAAUAG
This is a messenger RNA of Adineta steineri, 336 nucleotides long. Lineage: Eukaryota; Metazoa; Rotifera; Eurotatoria; Adinetida; Adinetidae. The record is from the annotation of a GenBank genome assembly.